AUUAGUUGAUACCAAAAUUCAUUAUAUUGCAAUUGGUUUCAAUAAAAGUGUUGGAAUCAACAUUUAUUUUUCUUUUCUUUCUGCAGAGUGGUUCAGUAAUGAUUUUGAUUUUUGAGUGAUUCGUCGUGUUUAGGAUAAGAAACUGCAAUUGAAACGGUGCAAAAUGUAUCGGAUUGCGUCCCGUUAUACCUACCGCAUAGCUUAUAUCUUAAGCCACAUGCAAAACUGGUUAUAUCAGUGCAAUUGCCAACCACGGUCACUGGCAAAAGUAUAUCAAAUUGGGAUGUCAUGGAAAAUCUACGCAACACUAUCUCACCCGAUAAAUUCUCUGUGCUGAAGGUUACUAAAAGUACAUUAGAAUUGACGCGUUUAGAUGCCGAACUGGACGAUCGAGAACGUUUGAAAGCAGUUGUACAACGGCUUGAUGGGAAUUCUAUAAAGUUAAAUGGUUUCUCAGAAUCAGCUCGCAUUCGAGCAUCGGAAGCAAAAGAUAAUUUUCCAAAACGUCAUGAUUGGGAUUCAUAUUUUCGUGAUGCACGAAACAUGGAUGAAAAGAAACCCGGUGAACGCCCAGACACCAUUCAUAUAUCCAACUUACCCAUUCGCUGGUUCUGUCCACGGCAUAUGGAAAAUGAAGACGAUGUCAAACCAAGCGAAAGCAUUUUUAAGCGAAUUUUUGAAAAAUUUGGCCCUGUCCGUGUUGUUGACAUACCGAUUUGCGAUAUUUAUCGCAAAGAGAUGAAAUCUCACAUGACUGGAAUGAAAACAUUCAGCUUUGACCAGGAGCUAUAUUUCGAGGGAUAUGUGCAAUUUUCGGAAUACAUUGGUUUCGUUCGAACCAUGGAUGCGUUACGCGGUAUGAAAUUACUACGAAAAGAUGGCGAUAAAAAUCUAGCCAUAAGUAUUGCUGUUGACUUCGAUACGACCAAACAUCUAAGUGAAACGAGUAUCAAGCGACGACAAGUGAUUCGAGAUCGACUCAUUAUGAAAGAGAAUGAAAAACGUGAAGAGGAACGACGUAAGGCUGAAGAAGAAGAAAAACGGAAGGAAAAAGAAAGGCAAAAAGUGGAACAACAAAAAAUAGAAGAAUAUGAAAAGCAGCGACAACGCGAAGAAAAGCGAAAAGAGAAACAUUUGAAAAAGAUACGAGAGCAAGAGCAACAUCAAUUGAAUUCGAAGAUUCGAUCCGAGGAGAAGAAAUUGUUGAUUGCUCAACGGAAAUUGGAAAGCAUACGUGUGUUGGAAGCACUCUUUGAUCGUAUCAAGAUAAAAAAUGUAACGCUCAAAGCAAAGAUUAAGAAAGAACGUGAUGAAAUCGGAUCAAGAGACAAGCACAAUUCACAAAAAUCAUCAUCGCUCCGUCGAAAUCCAUUGGAUUUGCGAAAUAAAUUGAUAAGCAAAGUUAAAUCAGCAUCAGAACAAGAGCUUGAACGGCAAAAAAGUCGCUUGAAAAAGUAUCGCUCCGGUAUCAUAUUGAAUCGUGGUUCUGACGAACGUUCGCCGAGUGUUAAUUCAAUUAGCUCUGACAGUAUUUUAAGUGAUGACCCAGCAACUAAGAAAAAACGAAAGAAAAACGAUGAAUCGGACGCAUCGCAUGAAGAAGACGAUAAAGAUGAAAAUCAUGGUCCAUUGAUGCCUGCCAUGGGCGCAUAUCCUAUGUACAAUCCAGAAACAGGACAAUGGUUGGGCAUGUAUCCAUAUCCAGCUCCAUUUUUUCCACCAAUUUAUCCUCCAGCAGCAAUGCCGUAUUCGAAAAGUUACGAAUUGGCACCAAGAGGAGGCUAUCGUGGCCGUUUUCCCAGAUCGAGAGGUGGCCGACGUCUCUACAGAGGUGGUCGUGUAAAUCAUUAUGGGCAUGAAGAUCGCCGAAAUGAUGAUUGGUAUGAUCACAAGCGACGUGAUCAUCGCAGAAGAUCGGAAUCUCGUAGCCGUAGCCGUAGUCGAAGUCGAUCUUAUUCAUCACGUUCUCGUAGUCGAUCACGCAACCGACGCAGUCGCAAGAGUCGUAGCAGAAAUCGAAGCAGCAGUCGUAGCAGCCACAGCCGGUACGAUACCAAAUUACAGGCAGAUAUUAAAUCGAAAAAAUUGGCUUCAACACUUAGACGUUCACACUCGUCAUCGUCCUCUGUGUCUAGUCGUUCACAUCAUUCACGUUCACGAAAACAAAGCCAGUCGUCACGUUCUCGUCAUCGUUCAAAAGAUGGCAAAAGAGAAAAAUCGUCAUCGAAUUUAGAACGAAAAAAGCGACAUUCAACGCGAACACCAUCGCCACCACGCAAUGCCAAAUCAUCCGAACGUGAAAAAAUAACAAGUACUCCACCAGCCAAACGGUCUCCGUCACCACCACGGAAACAAUCAAAAUCCAGAUCAAAAUCGGUCGAUAGCUCUGCGUUUCAAUCACCAAAACACAAAGCCAAAAGUGUUACACCCGAAAAAGAAUGGGAUUGAACAAACAUUGAAGCUAUUUGGAAUCAAUAUUGAUUUUUAUUUUAUAACUUUUCUUUCAUUUGAAUAAUUAGCUACAUAUAGUUUUUUUGUAAAUAAAAUUCAAAAGAAUAA
Molecule: messenger RNA, 2559 nt
Organism: Contarinia nasturtii (swede midge)
Lineage: Eukaryota; Metazoa; Arthropoda; Insecta; Diptera; Cecidomyiidae
Gene: Xe7
Product: A-kinase anchor protein 17A
Exons: 10
Coding region: 289-2448 (719 amino acids)
Source: RefSeq, a predicted model, not a curated record